CACCACAUCACGUAAGGAGACAAAGGCUCUAAACGAAGAAUUCUGCUUGGUAAAAAUUGAAGAAAUGAAACUCCAGCUUGUGAUAUUCAGCUUGACAUCAUCAUUUCGUCCGUUCCAUCAUCAUCGUAUAUAACAAGAACUACAGUACAGCAAUCAUACAAAGGAUGGUCUCCGCGACGUUUCUGCUCUACGUCGUUCGAGAAAGUGAGGCUUUGUACGAGAUAGACCUCUCAGGUCCUGGCAAACGUGAAGACUCACCACAUUUGGCGCAAUUCAUCGUAUUAGCUGCCUUAGAUUAAGGCUUAUUCUAGUCCAUCUCCAGAAGCUUCCAUCCUGCAGAGACUGACAGAGUUCUCGAGGGAAAAAGGGGCCACCAGGAUCGAUACUUCUUAAAAAGACGGAUUAGGGUAUUUGAGCGCUAAUUAGACGAGCUCCAAUUACGAUUGAAGAAAAACACUGGUGGUGCUGUGGCUGGUCCCGGCGAAGUAGGGUUCUUGAAAACGAUAGACCAAUUUAACGACUUCGCUGUGUCAGCGUAUACGACGGCUGCCGGACUCCACUUUCUUUUGUUGCAUAAACUGACGAACAACAGCAACAAUUCGUUGCUCAAAUCUUCAACGACGUCGUCCGCGCCUCCGUCGCCUUACUUAAGACAUCAGAAAUUGGAUAGGAUCUUCAUGAAUCUUAAGUGACUUUAACUCUUUGUUUCCUUCCUCUCCUCACAGCAUGACUCGCUGCUCCUAAGCCUAACAUGGUGAGUUCUACUGCAGAAAGUAAGUAGUUGCCCCCUCUCUUCCAGAGGGACCCGGUACAGGUCUGACUCACCAUCCUCUCACGUAGGGUAAAUAGUCCCGAGGCCGUUUUCAUAGACACGCUGUUCGUUAGACUAUCUUGUCUUGCUGGCAGUGGAGUAGUACUGUCUAAGACGCAAAUGAAUGAAAAUCGGUUUUUCCCUCGUCUCUACCUUCAUCUCCACAAGUAGACAGAAAGGCUUCAUUUCCCUCGUCUCUACCUUCAUCUCCACAAGUAAGUAGUUUCACCUUAAAUCGAUUUUUCCCUCGUCUCUACCUUCAUCUCCACAAGUAGCAGUCAUUCUCUUUCUCUCUCGUUUCCCUACUCUCUACUUAGAAAUCUACCUCACUCCCUAAACCCUAAACCCUACUCUCUACUUAUAGUAACACUCCCUCAUUUAUUGAUCUAACUCCUGGUCCCUUUUUCCAAGAGGUACACGAGGUUUUCGCGAGCACGGUUUUGGUGAACCCUUUCUAUCACCCGUUCCAGCACGUGCAGGGUGGCUUGAAAACGUUGCUAGAUGUGAGAUUGCAAGCAGUAGGGAAAAAACAUUUGAUCUAGUGAAGAUUUGCUUUUCCGCACCGAGUGGACCCUUCUAGGACGUCGCCAUUCUUGCGCCGCUGGCAGUGACACUGCAGUGUUCACAACACUAGUAGAUACUCAAGUACAUUGGGCUGUUGCUCUGUUUAUCUUCGAAAAGAGCUUCUUCCGAGAAGUGUAUUGACCGCAAUUGAG
This is a messenger RNA of Amoebophrya sp. A25, 1527 nucleotides long. The record is from the annotation of a GenBank genome assembly. Lineage: Eukaryota; Dinophyceae; Syndiniales; Amoebophryaceae.